This is a messenger RNA of Copidosoma floridanum, 1327 nucleotides long. It is a transcript of the gene Dhrs4, whose product is annotated as Dehydrogenase/reductase 4. Lineage: Eukaryota; Metazoa; Arthropoda; Insecta; Hymenoptera; Encyrtidae. The record is from RefSeq and is a predicted model, not a curated record. Gene Ontology annotation, molecular function: carbonyl reductase (NADPH) activity.
UCAGUGGCGCUCACUUCAACUUUAUAAGUAUUGUCAUUUCACAUUUAAUUGUGUAGAUUCAGAAAUUAUGUUUCUCAGCAUUAUAUUUAAAUAAUUUUCAAUAAGCAAGGUAUCUGGAGUGAUUAUUUGUAUUGAUUAAUUAAACAUAUGUAUACAUACGUAUUUGGUGUUGUCAAUUAAUUACUCUGUCAAGGUCAACAACUGUAUGUAAAUAUAAUUUACGGGAGAGGUGACUUGGCAUUUCUGCAUGAUCGGAAAAUUAGCAUUAAACAGGCAUAAAAUGCUUAUACGAGUUGCAAUGAUGGAGCAGACAGUUCGUAAAUUCACAAGUGCCACCAAAUCGGCAACCAAUAAUUGCCGCAGGUUGGAAGGCAAGGUUGCAGUUGUCACAGCCUCCACCCAAGGAAUCGGAUACUCUGUAGCACGCCGCUUCGCCCAAGAAGGAGCCAAGGUUGUCAUCAGCAGCAGAAAAGAAUCGAAUGUCAAAAAUGCGGUUGAGCAACUUGCGAGUAAAGAGGGCCUCGAGGUCUCCGGAAUCGUUUGCCAUGUGGGAAAAGCCGAGGACAGGCAGAAACUCUUGAAUGAGGCAGUGGUGCGCUAUGGUGGACUGGAUAUUUUGGUGCCAAACGCAGCUGCAAACCCAGAAGCAGGUCCAGUCAUCGAAUGCAGCGAGUCUGUUUGGGACAAGAUAUUCGACAUCAAUGUCAAGAGUACAUUUUUGUUCAUAAAAGAAUCAUUACCUUUUCUCAGAAAAAGACAAUCUGCCUCGAUUAUUAUCAUGUCCUCGAUAUCUGGAUAUCAACCGCUUAGUUUGCUGGGAGCGUAUUCUGUUAGUAAAACGACCUUGCUAGGACUGUGUAAAGUUGUCAGCGAAGAAUUGGCAAGUGAAGGAAUUAGGGUCAAUUGCAUCGCUCCAGGAGUUAUAAAAACAAAGUUCUCCCAACCACUUUACGAAUCAAAAGCUGCGAUCGAUACAACGUUGACAAUGAUACCAAUGAACAGACUGGGAACUCCAGAUGAGAUUGGAGCUGUUGCUGCGUUUUUGGCAAGUGACGAUGCGGCAUACAUCACAGGAGAAACAAUUGUAGCUGCCGGAGGAAUGAAAUCAAGGCUUUAAAAAGUUUAAGUAUAGUAAACGGGAUGUGUUUCAUCGUAAUUUGGAGAUUUUGGAAUUUUCAAACUUUAGCUUUGUAUUUUGAUCGCGACUGGACCAAGAGGGAUUCAAGAAAACGGGGACUUAGCAUCAAGAAUUUGCCAAUUGAUCAAAAAAUCUUUUGGUGAAGUGUAAUUGGUUGAGGUGUUAAUUAUGUAAGUACUUUUUUGGUAC